CCACCGCCACCACCAAGUCCUAUUCAAAACCAGCUCCGUGUGGGCGACCGUGUUGCCGUUGAUUCAAUGGGUAUCGUCGGCACCCUUCGCUUCUUGGGCACAACGAACUUUAAAGAAGGCGUCUGGGCUGGUAUCCAGCUUGAUAUUGUAGGCACAGGCAAAAACGACGGAUCUCCUGUUGACCCACACGCGCGCUUGGAGCGGAUGCUGGGCGAAGCCAUUUCACAAGCCCCGGACCAGGCUGUGAUGCGUUUACAACAGCUCCAAGUUCGUGUUGAGGUGUUGGAAGCCGAAAACAAGUUUUUGAAGCUAGAGAAUGCACAAAACAAGACGGCGGAACAAAUUUUAGAACGUUCCCUGAGCCAGGCCAAGGAACACUUGGCACGCGAGACGGCCAAUGUCGAAGACUACCGCAAACGUAUCGAGCAAUUGGACCAGUCUGUCGAAGAAUUGAAAAAGGCCGGCAUGGAGAGUAUCGAGUUGUACGAAAGCUCGGUCGAGUUACAUCGUGUCGAUAUGGAAGCUAUCAAUGCGCGACUGAUGGAUGAGCAGCGCAAGGUGGCAUCGCUGGAAUCCGAACGCGAGGAGCUCCGAAAGGCUGGUGUUGAGGCUAUUGAGACCUACGAGUCCACCAUGGAAGAGCUGAAGAAGGAAUGGUCUAGCAAGAGCGACAAGCAGCUUCACGAAAAGGAGGAGCUCCAUACGACAAUCACCAAGCUCAAACAGGAGCUCGAGCAGCUCCAAGUGACGACACUGAACAAGGAUAUUGCCGAGCUCGAGUCGUUGAUUGAAUCCAAGAUUUUCAAGGAAGCCGACCUCGAAGAAGCACUUGAGAAGGAACGAAAACAGACAAGUCGACUCAAGAGCGAGCUGGCAGAUAUGAAGCAGACAUUAAAACAGCAGCAGCAACAGCAGCAGCAGCAAAACGAUACGCUGAGCAAGAGCAGUAGCAGCAGUAGCAGCAAUGG
Molecule: messenger RNA, 968 nt
Organism: Zychaea mexicana
Lineage: Eukaryota; Fungi; Mucoromycota; Mucoromycetes; Mucorales; Lichtheimiaceae
Exons: 4
Source: RefSeq, a predicted model, not a curated record